AUGCCGAGCAUGCACCACUACGUGCUCGGCUGGAGCUUCGACGUUGGUGGUCCGACUCCGGACAUUGAUAUGGCCAAACAGCUCAAGUUAGCUUCCAAAAGCUCCAAGUCCUGGUUCAAGACCUUGGUGAUAGCUCUACCAGUUGUCUUUGGCGUGCUCACGCUCACCAUGGUUGCAUGUGUUAUUCUGCUCAUGAGGCGUAGAUUCAUGAAUAGGAGCUCGCUUGGCACUGGAGGAUUUGGGAGGGUGUACAAGGGAGUGCUCCCGACCUCCAGCAUGGAGGUAGCAGUGAAGAUGGUGUCGCAUGAAUCGAGGCAGGGGAUGAAGGAGUUUGUUGCUGAGGUAGCUAGUAUUGGUCGUCUCUCGCACUGCAACCUUGUACAAUUGCUUGGAUGUUGCCGGCUCAAAGAUGAACUUCUUUUGGUCUAUGAUUAUAUGCCGAAUGAUAGUCUUGAGAAGUAUUUGUACGGCCAUGAUGACAAGCCUGCACUUAAUUGGGCUCAGAGGUUUCAUAUUAUCAAGGGCGUUGCAUCUUGCUUGCCUUCACGAGGAAUGGGAGAAAGUUGUGGUACAUCAAGAUGUCAAAGCAAGAAACGUGUCCUCCUCGACGGUGAGAUGAAUGGGCACCUAGGUGACUUUGGGCUUGCAAGUACUACAACAGAAAUAGUCAUCUGUACCGUCUCAUCAGUACCAAUUAUGAUAAAACCGAUAUUGAUGAAGUAUCAGUACCGGUUCAUAACUUUCCACACUCAAUUAACAAUCGAGCCGAGUUGA
Messenger RNA from Phragmites australis (common reed), 774 nucleotides. Its product is annotated as L-type lectin-domain containing receptor kinase SIT2-like. The transcript has 2 exons. Gene Ontology annotation, cellular component: plasma membrane. NCBI's taxonomy places the organism in Eukaryota, Viridiplantae, Streptophyta, Magnoliopsida, Poales, Poaceae. Gene Ontology annotation, biological process: protein phosphorylation. The coding region runs from base 1 to 774 and encodes 257 amino acids. The record is from RefSeq and is a predicted model, not a curated record. Gene Ontology annotation, molecular function: ATP binding; protein kinase activity.